CGCUCAGCUCCCCGGGCCUCGGCCGGCGCCGCCGGGUCCCUGCGCCCGCCCGCCCGCCGCCGCCAUGGCCUCCGGGGCCUCGGCCGCCGAGUGCCUGCAGGAGUGGCAGGAGCUGCAGGACGGCUACCAGCGCAUCCAGGUUAGCCACAAGCUGUACAAGCAGAAGCUGGAGGAGCUCACCAAGCUGCAGGACGGGAUCUCCAGCUCCAUCGCCCGGCAGAAGAAGCGGCUCAAGGAGCUGUCACUGGCCCUCAAAAAAUGCAAAGCUCACGUGAGCCCUGAGCAGCAGGAGUCCAUCCAAGAGACCCAGAGCCUCAUCAAAGAGAGGCAGAACGUUUUCUUUGAGAUGGAGGCCUAUCUGCCAAAGAAGAAUGGGUUGUACCUGAGUCUGGUGCUCGGGAACGUGAACGUGACGCUGCUCAGCAAACAGGCCAAGUUUGCCUAUAAAGAUGAGUAUGAGAAGUUCAAGCUCUACCUCACCAUCAUCCUCCUCAUCGUGUCCUUCUCCUGUCGGUUCCUCCUCAACUUCAGGGUGACAGAUGCUGUCUUUAACUUCCUCCUGGUGUGGUACUACUGCACCCUCACCAUCCGGGAGAGCAUCUUGAUCAACAACGGAUCCAAAAUCAAAGGCUGGUGGGUUUUCCAUCACUAUGUCUCCACCUUCCUCUCAGGUGUCAUGCUGACGUGGCCAGAUGGGCUCAUGUACCAGAUGUUCAGGAACCAGUUCCUUUCCUUCUCCAUGUACCAGAGCUUUGUGCAGUUCCUGCAGUACUACUACCAGAGCGGGUGCCUGUACCGGCUGCGGGCGCUGGGCGAGAGGCACAACAUGGACCUGACCGUGGAGGGCUUCCAGUCCUGGAUGUGGAGAGGCCUCACCUUUCUGCUUCCCUUCCUGUUCUUUGGGCAGUUCUGGCAGCUCUACAACGCCAUCACCCUCUUCCGCAUGAUCCAGCACCCGGAGUGCAAAGAGUGGCAGGUUCCCAUGUGUGGCCUCCCCUUCUCCAUCCUCUUCCUGGGGAACUUCUUCACCACCCUCCGCGUCGUCCACCAGAAGGUUCAGAACAAGAACAAAGACACAAAGCAGGACUGAGGGGGAAGGGCAGCGUGUGGGGGCCAGGCCUGGCUCUGCCCCCUCUGCCCAGCUCCACUGGCCCUUCCCAGCUCCUCCAUGCCAUCCAGACUCCGGUGUCUUGCCCUGCUUGGAGGCCCUGCUGUGGCUCCCAGCCUGGGGCGUGUGUGCAGCGUGGUGCUGGAGCCGGGUGUGAGCUGCUCUGCGCCCCCUCUCCCUGCUCCUCUUCCCUCCUCCCCUUCCCUGGGCUGUUUUCUGGGGUCAGGGCCAGCUCUGCAGCAGCUCCCAGGGGCCAAGGCAGGCUCCAGGGCUGCUGCUGCCUCUCACACAGCUCCUGGGGUGGUUGAGGUUCUCCCCUUCCCUCCCCAGCCCCGCAGCUGGGGCAGCCCCUGUGUGUGGGAGGCAGAAGCCAAGAGGCCCUGACAUCUCAGGGGCUGCAGGCAGUUGCUUCCCUGGCUGCCCCAGCAGCCCUCCUGCCUUCAGGGGCAGCAGAGUGCAGCUUCCAGGGGGCUGUGUGCCCCUUCCCCCUCUGCCAGGGGGGCUGAGCAGGGCUGGAGCUGUGCACACAGGCCCCUGCUCCAGCACCACUGGAGGAUGCACGUGGAGAAACGAAGGGAAGGUGCUGCCUGGGGUCACCCAGGGGGCUCACAACAGCCUGAUCUCUGCUCUGACUGGGCACUGGGCCCCUGACAAGGGGCUGGGAGAGGGAAGAAAAGCCAUCUUCCCGUGUCCCUGCAGGAGGGGGGGCAAGAAGCCCAGUACCACCCCUGGUGCUGGGAACCAAGGAGCAGGUUGAGCACAGCUCUGCCUCAGGCCCGAGCCCUCUGCCCCCUGCUGCCAUCCUCACAGCCUCAGCUCCCAAACCUGGGCCCCCAGCUUUCCUCCUGGGGAGCAGCCCAUUGCUCCUCCUGCCUCUCUCUUCCCUCUGUAGGAAAGAAACUACAGAAACAGUAUUUUUAUUCCAAGGGCAAAUGUACUUAAAUAAUUUACAGUCAUUGGCCAGCUGAGACUUUGGGGUUGGGGUUGUUUUUCCCAUGAUUAAAUCACAAAGAUGUUCAAAUAAAAA
Messenger RNA from Colius striatus (speckled mousebird), 2135 nucleotides. It is a transcript of the gene TMEM120A, whose product is annotated as transmembrane protein 120A. The transcript has 12 exons. Lineage: Eukaryota; Metazoa; Chordata; Aves; Coliiformes; Coliidae. Gene Ontology annotation, biological process: fat cell differentiation. Gene Ontology annotation, cellular component: membrane. The coding region runs from base 65 to 1090 and encodes 341 amino acids. The record is from RefSeq and is a predicted model, not a curated record.